UCUAUGGCGCGUGCGUCACUUUAUGCCUGAAACCUGAUUACGUGCGGCCUUCUGCUGGGUCUUUUCGUUGCCCGGGUGAUUGGUGGAUCGGCGCAGGAGGCCGGACCCGAGAGGAAGUGACGAUAGACUGGGCGAGUUUUACAAAAUGGCGGAGGGCGGUCGAUCGUUUUACGAACAUGAUGACCGGUUUGGUGGGUUCUCCCAUAAGAAACAUAAAGGACGAGGUCCCUUCAGAGCCAAAAUGUUCUCAGAGGGACCCAAUAGAUAUCGAAAAGGUGGAUAUGGACCUAAUCCACGAUCUCGUUUUGAAGAUGAAGAUGGAGAUGUUGCUAUGAGUGACGCAUAUGACUUGUCACAUUCACGAUUUGCUCCAUACAGCCGCGGGGGAAAAAGACGUGAUGAGAGACCUGGAAACACAAAGGAGAAACACCAUGUGGGAGUACACAUUGACAAUUCUUCUCACAAGAGAGUCGAAGGCAAUGAUGAUAAAAAAUCCUGGUUCAAAGUCACGAUCCCACAUGGGAAGAAGUAUGAUCAAAACUGGCUGAUGAAUGUCUUGCAAAAGGCAUGUAGUGUGCCUUUCACUGCCAUACAGUAUCAUUGUGAUCAGACUCGUGCCUACUUUUAUGUGGAUGACCCAAGCGCAUCUAAAGCUUUGAAGCAGGUGUCCAGAAAGUGCACCGACAGAGACAACUUUAAGAUUACUGUAUUAACACGUCCAUCUGCACCACCUUGCAUAGCAAAGGAAAUGAAAGAUGAAGAUAUUGAACAUUUAAAGAAUUGCAUGCAGAAGCGGUAUGAUGGAUCACAGCAGGCACUGGACAUGAAGGAUUUGCGCAGGGACCCAGACUUAAUUGCAAAUCAUGUGGAUUUGAUUCUCGGCAGGAAAACCAAUAUGCAUGCUAUGCUGCAGAUUAUAGAAGAUAAUGUACCAGAGCUUCUAGCAUUGGAUAUUAGCAAAAAUAAACUCUUUAAACUGGAUGACAUGAGUUCUAUUCACAACAAAGCACCUAAUCUGAAGAUCCUAAACCUGUCCAACAACCAGUUAAAGUCUGACCGGGAACUAGAAAAGAUAAAAGGCUUGAAACUCGAGGAACUGUGGCUUGAAGGCAAUCCUCUUUGUAAUUACUUCCGUGACAAAAACAUGUACAUUAGUGCCAUCCGAGAACGCUUCCCAAAACUACUGCGACUGGAUGGACAUGAGCUUCCUCUACCAAUAACAUUUGAUGUUGAAUCUCCCACUGUACUUCCUCCAUGCAAGGGAAGUUACUUGGGAAAUGAUGAAAUUAAAGUGUUAAUCCUACGGUUUUUGCAGCAGUAUUAUACCAUUUAUGAUGGUGAAGAUAGACAGGGCUUGUUAAAUGUUUACCAUGAUGAAGCUUGCUGCUCCCUUAGCGUUCCUCACAUUCAAGGGCAAAAUCCCUCCAGGAGUAGCCUAGGAGAGUACUUUAAAGACUGCAGGAACUUAAGAAAGCUUAGAGACCCAACAAUUCGCCAUAAACUUCUGAAACACAAACGUCUCAAUGUUGUUGGCUUUCUGAAUGAGCUCCCAAGGACCCAACAUGACUUGAACUCUUUCGUUGUUGAUGUUGCUGCUCAAUCUAAUACACUGCUUUGCUUUGUGGUUAAUGGAAUAUUUAAAGAAGUUGAGGGGCAAUCAAGAGACUCUGUGCGAGCAUUCUCUCGGACGUUCAUAGCUAUGCCAGGCACUGAUGGAGGGCUUCUUCUUGUAAAUGAUGAACAGUUUAUAAGGAAUGCCACAACAGAAGAGAUCCGUAAAGCCUUUGCCACUCCAGCACCAACGCCUUCCAGCAGUCCUGUGCCUGCCUUGGCCUCUGGGCCCCAGGACAUGAUCCAAGCAUUUGUUCUGUUUUCUGGCAUGAACGCAGAGUGGUCUCAUAAGUGUCUUCAGGAUAAUGGUUGGGAUUUUGAACAGGCAGCUCAAAUUUUUCUGAAACUUAAGGCUGAGGGGAAAAUCCCAGAAGUUGCUUUCAUCAAGUGACAUGCUCCACCGUACUCCAUUAUGUUUGAAGACCGUACUGGAAACACUGUUUGGUCUUACAGUAUCGUUUCCCUACAUUGAACUACUAUGAAUUUUGUUUUUAAAAAAAAGAAA
This is a messenger RNA of Pelobates fuscus (common spadefoot toad), 2116 nucleotides long. It is a transcript of the gene NXF1, whose product is annotated as nuclear RNA export factor 1. Gene Ontology annotation, cellular component: nucleus; cytoplasm. Bases 146 to 2002 code for a protein of 618 amino acids. Gene Ontology annotation, molecular function: RNA binding; protein binding. Gene Ontology annotation, biological process: poly(A)+ mRNA export from nucleus. The transcript is spliced from 21 exons. The record is from RefSeq and is a predicted model, not a curated record. NCBI's taxonomy places the organism in Eukaryota, Metazoa, Chordata, Amphibia, Anura, Pelobatidae.